Molecule: messenger RNA, 1263 nt
Organism: Letharia columbiana
Lineage: Eukaryota; Fungi; Ascomycota; Lecanoromycetes; Lecanorales; Parmeliaceae
Exons: 5
Coding region: 1-1263 (420 amino acids)
Molecular function (GO): O-methyltransferase activity
Source: RefSeq, a predicted model, not a curated record
AUGUCGUCGGAGGUAUCAUUUGAAACUCCUUACGACGUCUCCGCUCUUCUCACGCAGAUCGCAUCCAACGGCGGUGAUCUGCUGAAAGGCGGUGAAGAAGCACGUCGGGCAUGUCUGAUUGCCGCACGCAAGCUUCAAUUUGCGCUCGAGAAGCCCACCGAGUCUAUCUUGCGAGCCCGCGUUGCAGAGCCAGCUCAUCAUGCUGCUUUACGCAUUGCUGUCGACUUGGGUCUCUUCCAGAAGAUGGCCGAGAGCGGGGAGAAAAUCACGAGUGUCACGCAUUUAGCUGCAUUGACGGACGCUGAUGUUGUGCUUUUGGCGCGCUUGAUGAAGCAUCUUGCCUCGAUGGGAACGUUGUACGAGGGCGAGAUCGCUGGUACUUAUUCCUUGACACCCCUUUCUAAGGCUCUCUCCCAGCACAAGAAGUUCCAAGAGGCCAUUCCUUUAAGCUUCAACGUCAUCGGCCCCUCCUUCGCCGCGCUCCCCGAAUACCUCCAAAAGACCUCCUACAAGAAUCCGCACGAAGACCUCUCCCAGACCCGCUACAGCAAGGACCACAACCGAUACUGCGGCCCUUUCCAAUUCGCGCACAACACGCCCAACGAUUUCUGGGAAUGGAUUGCCUACCGUCCAGAACGCGUGUGUCCUUUUAACAACCAGAUGAACGAUCGGGUAACCGGACUGUCGAGCUGGGAUGAUACGCAGCUGCGUCCUUUGGAGGAGAAGCUGGGAAAGGAGGCGGGUGAUCAGGAUGUGCCGGUGCUGAUUGUGGAUGUGGGUGGAGGGAAGGGACGCGAUUUGAAGGCGUUUCAUGAGAAAUUCUCUACGCUGCCUGGACAGCUUGUACUGCAGGAUCGAGCGAGUGUGCUGGAUGAUGAAGAGGUGAAAGGGUUGGAUGACAAGAUCAAGGUCAUGGAGCAUGACUUCUUCACUCCACAGCCCAUCAAAGGCGCACGAGCAUACUACCUUCACUCCGUCCUCUACGACUGGUCCGACGAGAAGUGCGCCGACAUCGUCGCCAACCUCAAGCCUGCCAUGACCAAAGGCUACAGCCAGCUACUCAUCACCGAGCAUGUCAUCCCCGACUAUGGCGCGAACUGGAUCAGCACCACGCUCGAUAUGAUCAUGAUGUGCUGCUUUGCGGGUGCCGAGCGUACAGUCCGGGACUGGGAGACGUUGCUGGGGAAUGCUGGAUUCAAGAUCACGGGCAUCAAAGGGUGUGAGCCGGGUACUGAGAGUUUGAUUGAGGCGGAGUUGGUUUGA